GAGUGAACAACGUCGCGUCUGGAUCGCCUAGACGUCGUUCAAAGGAGCGGUGUCUGAUAUUAUUUCUUUUUGUCGUUCAUUAACGUUGUUCUCGAUUGUGUGUGCGCGCGCCCUGGAGCGUGACUGUGUACACGGAAUGUUGGAUGCGAAGGCUUCGUUACGACUGGCUUGCUGCUUGGCAGCUUUCAUCGGCGGCGUUCACUCAUACAGCAUGGAGAAUCCGUGCAAGUACCACAGCGACGCCAAGUGCACCGAGGCGUGCAAGCAGUUCAAGAAAGUGCCUCACGGAUACUGCAGGGGCGACCACUGCGAGUGCAGCACGCAAGCCAGGGCAGUGGUAGAGUCCACACCGGACCCAUGCCGGGUGCAGGACACCGGAGCGUGCGUCGUGAGCUGCACGGGUCUUUCCUUCGACAUGGGCCAGUGUGUGGAGCAAAUCUGCCACUGCCUCAACAUGAACGACGUUCAGCCCGGCACUAGGCUCAGCGACGCCAGAGCAGCCGCCUCGAAGCAGAUGGGUGCGAACGCCGCGGUGCAGCCCCAGCACAGGAUUGCGCCCGAUGGACGUGGUCACCCGCAACAGCCGCAACAGGAACUCGCGAAGCGGGUGAUCGGCUCGUCGCAGGAAACCUACGUCCCGCUACUCGACUUACUCUCAGUGCCAAAGGAUCUGUAUGACAUGGACCCGUGUUUCAAAGGGACGACGGAGCAGUGCAGGGUGGACUGCGGAAAGCUGCACUACGACCGAGCCACUUGCGUGCUCAACGUUUGCAGGUGCAGCAAGUGACGGCCACGAAGAGAUGACCGUUUCCGACGGUUAGCGUUGUGGGCUUAGACGUGCUCUCGCUCAGAAAGAUAGGCGACAUGCGAGGAAAUAGAUUCGUUCUCUCUCCUACAGUUUGAGGAAUGGUAAU
Messenger RNA from Rhipicephalus sanguineus (brown dog tick), 914 nucleotides. RefSeq lists its product as uncharacterized. The record is from RefSeq and is a predicted model, not a curated record. The coding region runs from base 137 to 787 and encodes 216 amino acids. NCBI's taxonomy places the organism in Eukaryota, Metazoa, Arthropoda, Arachnida, Ixodida, Ixodidae. The transcript has 7 exons.